AUGUUUGCUGUUCCAGGCUGGUCGGUGUCCUCAAGCCAGUUACGGACCCAAACUCUAGAAACAGAUUCUGCGCCGAAGAAAGACAACAAUGCCUCGACACCGGACCAGAGCAGCGAAGCCACCCCCAAUGCCGGGAAGAAACGCAAACGCAGUGGCGGCAAAUCAAAGAUUAACACCGUGAAUGCUUCUAAUGUGGCAGAUCUGUGGGAGACGGUGAUUGAGGGCAAGGAGAAGCCGAAAGACAAGGAACCUGCUGAGAAACGCCAGAGGAUUUCAGAUGGUGGAGCUGAGGGGAAAGGAGAGGGCGAUGAAGGCGUGGGCGCUGCACCCAAGCCUAGGAUCAAGAAGAAGACUUUGAAAGAAAAGAGACGCGAGAAGAAAUUGGCCUUGAGCCAGGCAACGGAACCCGGUCAAGGCGAGCCUGAAGCCUCAAAAGUCGAGAAAACAGCUGGUCAGGGAAAAGCACCAUCGGUCACCAAACCCACUCCACAACUCACGCCUCUUCAAGCAUCCAUGCGACAAAAACUCAUCUCAGCCCGCUUCCGACAUCUUAACCAGACCCUUUACACUACGCCCUCGGCUCAUUCCCUCUCUCUAUUCGAACAAAACCCGGAAAUGUUCACAGAAUACCACGAGGGAUUUCGGCGACAAGUUGAAGUAUGGCCCGAAAAUCCGGUAGAUGGAUACAUCCGCAUAAUAAAAGCUAGAGGCAAGAUCCGGGGACCACCUCGACAAAAAGCUGGCUCCGAAGCAAGCACUGAAGUAGCUACUAUUCCAUUACCGAGAACGGAGGGGACAUGCCACAUUGCAGACCUAGGCUGUGGUGAUGCAGCCCUAUCAGCUUCUUUGCAAAAAGAUUCCAAGAAGCUACAUUUGAAACUUCACUCUUUUGAUCUCUACUCCCCCAGCCGACUCGUCACCCGCGCCGAUAUCUCGGACUUGCCAUUAUCAGAUGGCAGCAUAGAUAUUGCCGUGUUCUGCCUCGCGCUGAUGGGCACGAACUGGAUUGAUUUCAUUGAAGAAGCAUUCCGGGUCCUGAGAUGGAAAGGCGAACUGUGGGUUGCGGAGAUCAAGAGCCGUUUUGGGCGGGUGGGGAAUAAAGGCAGAGUGGAACAUAGUGUUGGGAAUAGGCAGAAGAAAGCAGUGGUACCAAGCAAGAAAGAUAGGAGGAAGCGAGAGGAUGAGGAGGCGAUCCAGGAUGAUGCCGCGCUGGUGGUAGAGGUUGAUGGGAAUGAAGAUGCGAAGCAAGAAACAGAUGUUAGUGCAUUCGUCGAAGUGCUGAGGAAGCGUGGCUUCAUGUUGAAGGGAGUCGACUCGAAUGGCGAGGGCGCGAUAGACUUGAGCAACAAGAUGUUUGUGAGGAUGCAGUUUGUGAAGGGCCUGACCCCUAUCAAGGGUAAAUGCGUUCCAGAACCCAAGGGGAUGGCUGACGCCGGCGUGGAGACUUGGAAGAGGAAGCCAAAGGCCAAGUUCAUUGAUACAGAGGAGGAAACCCCGGUGUCGAGUGAAGCAGCAGUGCUAAAGCCAUGUGUUUAUAAGUUGAGGUAG
Messenger RNA from Venustampulla echinocandica, 1548 nucleotides. RefSeq lists its product as uncharacterized. The record is from RefSeq and is a predicted model, not a curated record. Gene Ontology annotation, biological process: rRNA methylation; ribosomal large subunit biogenesis. Lineage: Eukaryota; Fungi; Ascomycota; Leotiomycetes; Helotiales; Pleuroascaceae. Gene Ontology annotation, molecular function: rRNA (adenine) methyltransferase activity. Gene Ontology annotation, cellular component: nucleolus. The transcript has a single exon. The coding region runs from base 1 to 1548 and encodes 515 amino acids.